CGUGUGUGUAUCCGUACCGUACGUACAUUACUUACGAUACAGURCCGUACGAUGCGAAAUUGGGAAUCAUUUUGUCGAAAAAGGAUUCCAUGUUUCGCGUUGGAUGCAACUCGAUACGCAUGAGAUUGUGUUGUGAUCUAAACUCAUUGCUUCCACCAUUCGAACAAGACUCUCCCAUCUAGAGGUGCAUACCCAYUUCAAUCCGUCCCGCAUUGUCCCACGGUAUUCCGGGCGGCAUGAACCGGCACGGAUCCCGCAUCGCUUGCCUGGCGGCCCGGCGAAAGCUGCACCGGAGGGCCCCCACGGCCUCGAUUCUCCGGAACCUCGGGAUCCGGGCUCCUUCGCCGCCGGUGGCUCCCGGAAGAUCCCCGCCCCGCACCGAGGCCCAGCGGUGGUCCUCGYUGUCCCUCGAAACGGCGUCGAGCGAGCUCCCGGGGACGCGCCCGCGAAAACCCCCCUGCCUUUCCGGCCGGAACGACGUCUCGCUGGCCCGGUACCCGAACCUGCGGACCGCGGGAGGCAUGCUCCGGGGGGCCGACUACGCGGGAACGGUCACMUUUGCCCUGACGGGGACCAUCACCGCGGCCCAGUCCGGCCUGGACGUCUUUGGGUGCUGCCUGGUGGGGAUCCUCACCAGCGUGGGGGGCGGGACGAUCCGGGACUCGAUCCUCCUCAACAAGCGGCCCUUCUGGACGGAGGAGCCCGAGUACAUAUGGAUGGGCCUGGCGACGGGGCUGGUGGCCUUUUUUGCCUGGCCCACCUCGGUCCUGGAGUGGAAGCGGCGGGAGCAGCAGAAGCGCGACGAGGAAACGCGGCAGCGGCWGCGGGAUGGCACGYCCGCUGGUUCUCGGGAAGAGCCGUCCCCAACGGACCGGGGUGGCCACCGCGGCUCGGGCUUUGACGCGAUCGACGUCUUCCUCGAGAGCAUGGACGCGAUCGGCCUGUCGGCCUUUUGCAUCAUCGGGGCCCAGAACGGGAUYCGGGCGGGGAUGCCYCCCGUCGUGAGCGCCAUCUGCGGGAUGGCCACCGCUACCUUUGGCGGCGUCCUCCGGGACGUCCUGUGCGGGAGGCCGGUCCGGAUCGUCCAUUCCAACACGGAGGUYUACGCRCCCCCGGCGCUGGCGGGGGCCGCCGUCUACCUGGCGGCCGGGAGCGGAAGGAUCGCCGGCCUCCGGAUCCCGGUGGCGUCCCCCCUGGCCAAGAUCGGCCUGGCGACCGCCACCUGCCUGGGGGGCCGGUACGUGGCCAUCGCCAACGACGUCAAGGUGAGUGCCGGACGGCGUUUCGAUUCGAAUCGUUCGCUGCCUGGCAGCCAUUCUUGGAAGGUGUCUGCCCACGACGACCMGGGGUUCCUCGAUUCUCACCGUUCGCUUCUCCUUAUUUUUCUUUUCUCGAAACCGAUUGGUGCCGCAUCCAUAACCAGCUGCAUACAUGGGACACGGCACACGACAACCUCGGUGUCACCAUACGGAAGAAGCCCACCCAAAACAGGAAUUACAGAAACAGGGACUAAUAGUGCUAGAGGUGUUGUGCCUCGUGCUUUCAAAAAGCACGGCGACGACGGACCUUGGUCGUGCAAAACACAAUUUAAGGUACAAUCAAUCYGCGUUCGUGCUCUUGUCGGUCAGGGACAUCCAAACGGAAGCCUGGCCGGCAAAAAAAACAUUGGGGGACCUGCUCUUCUACGCGUCAAUGCGAUGCAAUGCRAUGCCGCAAACCAACCGGCCCGCAACACGCUGCCGUGCGCAAAGAAUMCUACGGCUUGCCGGAAACUCGGCAAGGCAAACCAGUGCAAUGCGUGUCCAUCCACAGAGC
Molecule: messenger RNA, 1815 nt
Organism: Pseudo-nitzschia multistriata
Lineage: Eukaryota; Bacillariophyta; Bacillariophyceae; Bacillariales; Bacillariaceae
Source: the annotation of a GenBank genome assembly